This is a messenger RNA of Ectocarpus sp. CCAP 1310/34, 1764 nucleotides long. NCBI's taxonomy places the organism in Eukaryota, Phaeophyceae, Ectocarpales, Ectocarpaceae. The record is from the annotation of a GenBank genome assembly.
AUGAAGAAAUUGGGUGUAGUCGUCGGCGUUACUCGGAGGGACAUCAUGCCACUUCUCAAGGGAAUGCGCAGGUCUGAUCCCUCGGACACCGCCUUCACCGCAUACGAGAGAGCAAACAAAGACCUCUACGCAAUCCUUUUCUGCCUCGUCAAACUGCCGGCUGCACUAACCGUACACAAGCACGAAGACGACACCGGCCUUAGCGGCGACGGGCAGGCAGCAUUCGCGGAACUGAAGGCCAACUACAAUCGAGUGACAGAUGAAGUGAUCAGGGCUAAACUGGACGACCUGGAAAGGACGGUCACGGAGCCAGGAGAGAACCCGGACGAUUUUUUCAACACGAAACAUCGUCUCCGCUCUCAACUAGAGAAAAUGGGGGAAACCAUCUCCGAUCGCCGCUUCAAGGACAUCUGUGUGCAAGGUUUCUCCGAGGACUACAAGGACAUCAAGAUGAUGGCUUUCCGCGACCUAUCAUUCGACGUACAACAGAUGCAAGCCACCAUGCGCAACAUCUUCUUUGACGAGCUAACGCGCAAGAGAACCAAGGGCCACAUCGCUGGCCGCGGAUUCGCCAUGGCUACCAAGACAUCUGGCCCCAUCUGCUUCGAGUGCAACGAACCCCAAGGAGCCAAGCGACACGAACGCGCGGGCAAGGCCUUUUCUGCAUGCACACACUGCGUGCACUGCGCAACCCAGUCAGGAGACACACACGCCAAGCCUACCACAACGGAAACUCCCAAAGAAACAGAGAAGACCGAGAAGGCAGACAUCGACUUCUCUUACGACGAAGAUGCAUUCAAGGGUGGAUACAUGUACCAUGCUACAUGCAGCAAGGGAAGCGGACGCACUUUCACGACAACUGCAACUGGGACUUCCGCGCUGGUGGAUUCUGGAGCUUCUGAGACAAUUUUCGACAACCGCCUCAUCCCGAAUGGACGUCUCGAAGAAGAACGUCCGACGCCCAAGAUCAUCGACGUUACAGGAGAAAGCCAACUACGAGGCACUACCACUGGGAUCCUACACUGCACCAUCAAAAACGACAAAGAACAGCAACUACCCGUCAAGCUACAUGGUAUCAUCGUGCCAGGACUAGGCCGGCACAUCUUCACACCAACGGCCCUUCUCAAGAAGGGCCUCCGAUGUGUCCUGGAAGACAAGACCCCACACCUCACCAUCGGCGGAGAAGUCGUCGUUCCUCUGAAACAAGAGACUCAAGACCAAGGCAUGUGCACCCUCGCGAUCACAUUCAAGGGCGAUCCAGCGUCGACAAGCAAGACACCCCCGAACAACCAAGAACCAGGGCGCAAGCCGAAGUUCCGAAAACCAGAAGCGGUACAGAUCGAUCACACUCCGCACGCGACAUGCUCAGUGGCGAUGAGCGUGAGCGCCGACCUCUGGCACCGGCGCCUCGGCCACAUCAAUCCAAGUGCUAUGGAGAUCUUGAGGCGCAACCCCGCCACAGAAAGGGAUGGCCAGACACUUGCGGCUGUGACUCGAGCUCUACUGCGCGAUGGAGACUUCCCAAACCACAUGUGGGGGGAGCUCAAGAUUACUGCUGCAUACCUGACCAACAGGACCCCACACGCGGCGCUAGGGGGAGCCACGCCGUAUUCCAAGAUGUACAACACAACCCCGGACCUUUCUCGACUUCGUGCCAUCGGCGCCCGCGCGUUCGUUCAUCACGAGCGAUACAAGAAGAAGCUAGACGACCGGGCCUUUAAAGGCAAGCUCUGCGGCUACGGACCGGACAGCAAGACGACGUGA